Molecule: messenger RNA, 864 nt
Organism: Penicillium cataractarum
Lineage: Eukaryota; Fungi; Ascomycota; Eurotiomycetes; Eurotiales; Aspergillaceae
Product: phosducin family protein
Exons: 3
Coding region: 1-864 (287 amino acids)
Biological process (GO): regulation of G protein-coupled receptor signaling pathway
Source: RefSeq, a predicted model, not a curated record
AUGUCAGCCCAAGAAGAAUUCGACCAGCUGGUGGCAAACAAUCGUGCCCAUACCUCAUCCCACCCCGAAGAUCGUGACGACUCCCCGCACUUCUCCGACGACAACGAUUCCCUCUCCUCCCCACCACGUCACCUGCGCCAACGUCGUGUGUUCGACUCCUCCGACGAAGACGAGGAUAACACAGACAACAUGGUCUCCUCUCGUGGCAAUUACCACGUCCCCAACACCGUCUUCGAAGCCAACACCGGACCCAAGGGUGUCAUCGCCGAUGCCCAGGCCUUUGAGCGCGCCCGCAAGAAGUCCUUCCGCAAGACCCUCCUCAGCGCUGCGGGCUUCGACUCCAAUGGUCCCACCUUUAGCUCAAACAAGGGAACCCGGGACGAGGCAUCUGCCCCCGGGGUUGAGGGUUCGUCCGGUAGCGAGGACGAUGAGGAGCGGUUUAUGCGCAAGUGGCGCGCCUCGCGUAUGCAGGAGCUUCAAACCCGCGGUAUGCGGCGUCCCUCUCCACGUGGGCGACGCUUUGGAUCUGUAGAGACCGUUGAUGCUGCGGGGUACCUCGAUGCCAUUGAGAAGGUGACCUCGGAUACUAUCGUUGUGGUGUGCAUUUAUGAUCCUCACUCCAAUGACAGUGCCAUUGUCGAGGAGUGCCUUGUCACUAUUGCCCGCAGACAACCUACUACCCGCUUUGUCAAGCUGCAUCAUGAGAUUGCCGAGAUGGAUCAUAUCCAGGCUCCAGCGCUGCUUGCCUACCGUGGUGGUGAAGUCUUUACCACCAUUACCGAUAUCAUUCGCAACAUCCCCAAGGGCCGCAGCUGCAGUGCUGAUAGCCUAGAGGACCUGUUGAAGCUGAACCGUGUGCUCUAA